Molecule: messenger RNA, 1747 nt
Organism: Amborella trichopoda
Lineage: Eukaryota; Viridiplantae; Streptophyta; Magnoliopsida; Amborellales; Amborellaceae
Gene: PID2
Product: AGC (cAMP-dependent, cGMP-dependent and protein kinase C) kinase family protein
Biological process (GO): protein phosphorylation
Molecular function (GO): ATP binding; protein kinase activity
Source: RefSeq, a predicted model, not a curated record
UGUCACCGACCAAAUAACAACACCCCACGCUUCUCUCUCUCUAACCUUCUCAAGCUCUUAGUAACGGCCGACCUCCAACCCAACUCUAGCCUGCGAAAAACCCCCUUGUAGUUUCCCCCUCUCUCCUUCUCUCUAUCUAAGCUCCCUAUGCUCUAGUAGCCAUGGUAACAUCCGACUAUGACACUAGCUGGUCCUCAAUCAGUGCUCUAAACUCGAGCCAUAGCUCGAUCAGCGACUUGAGCUCUGUGAGUCUCCGCUCAUCUUCAGUCUCUUACAGCGAUGCCAGUUUUUCUCUCUCUAAAAAGUCUGUCUCUCUAAAGCCCCACAAAGCUAACCAAGCAGCAUGGGAAGCGAUGAGAGAAGCUCAAAUGGUGUCGGGCCAGGUCGGUCUCGAUAGCUUUCGCCUUCUCAAAAGGCUUGGUAGUGGAGAUAUUGGGAUCGUCUAUCUUUGCAGGCUACGACCACCAUUGCCUGAAUUUUACUAUGCGAUGAAGGUGGUAGAUAGAGAGGCGCUUGUGCAUCGAAACAAAUUGCAGAGGGCAAAGGUUGAGGGAGAAAUACUAGGGGUUUUGGACCAUCCCUUUUUACCCACUCUCUAUGCUCAGUUUGAGGUAUCUCACUACUCUUGCUUAGUCAUGGAGUACUGUCCCGGAGGGGACUUGCUCUCUCUCCGGCAACGACAGCCCAGUCGGCGAUUCACCAUUUCAGCCGCAAGGUUCUACGCGGCCGAGGUACUACUUGCCCUAGAAUACCUCCACAUGAUGGGUGUUGUCUUUCGAGACCUAAAGCCUGAAAAUGUUCUUGUUCGAGGAGAUGGCCAUAUCAUGCUUUCCGACUUCGAUCUCUCUCUAAAAUGCGACGUCGUUCCGAAAUUGCUUCUCCCCAAACCGUCAAAUCCGCUCACCACAAACACUAAUGCAAAAACUGCCUCUUCAUGUGCCUUACCCCUACAGCCCAUGCUCACUUGUUUUUCUUCUAAUGAGAAGAAUGCAAACAAAAACAAGAAGAUUCAUGGCUUAGAUUUUCAGGCUGAGCUUGUUGUUGAGCCCUUAAGUGCUAGGUCAAAGUCCUUUGUGGGUACACAUGAGUACUUAGCCCCAGAGGUGAUCUCAGGAUUAGGCCAUGGCUCUGCAGUGGACUGGUGGACAUUUGGUGUUUUCUUGUAUGAGCUCUUGUAUGGGAAGACCCCAUUUAGAGGUGAAAGCAAUGAGAAAACCUUGAUGAACAUCAUGAAGAAACCUUUGGGGUUCCCUAAUAUGAUUUCAAUUGAUAAUGAGGGCUUUUCUGAGGCUAGGGACCUUAUAAGUAGAUUGCUGGCGAAGAACCCUAAGAAGAGGAUUGGAAGUGCUCUAGGGUCUGUGGAGAUUAAGAAGCAUGGGUUUUUUAGGGGGGUUAAUUGGGCUUUGAUUAGGUCAGUGAAACCCCCUCAAGUCCCAAAUGAACAGCUUAGGCUGAAUAAGGAAAAUAAUAGAAUGGUGGCUAAAAAUGUGAGAGAGAGGCAGAGAAAGAGGCAGGGAGAUUUAACCCACCAAAUGCCACCUCAUUUUGAGUACUUUUAAGUACGUUAAUAGAGAUGAGAUCAAAUGUUAUGCUCGCACUCUUGUUUGCUGUUGUUGGGUUUUUGACUUUUGACCAUGGGAUAGAUGAUUUUCCAUUUGGAAUGCCAAAGGAAUCAUAGUUUUGGUUGUUAAAAUGCUAAGCAAGUACAAUGCUUCUGUCACUAAGUUUGUAUAUUUGUAUCCUAGUA